CAUUUUUAGACUGCUAUGUCGUGACCGGAGCGAUGCAAAUGUCACACUAUUCAUUGGCUACAGUCAGUCUCCGGCACGAAAACGUCAAUGUUUUUAUGGCGUUUGGCUGAAAUUGGCCCUGUGUUGCCCGGCUGCUGCUGUGGAAGGGGCUCGGUGGAGAGCCGAGGCUUCGUCGGGCUCGUUUCAGCACCUGGACAGCUCCUCUCGCAGGGUUCCCCGCUGCGCUCGCCGGGGAAGCCCUCUGCUGAGGAGCGGACCUGGAUCUGGAUCUGGAGCAGCUCACACUUACAACCCUCAGCCAGGAGGAGAUUGCACUGAAAAAGGUCGUCGUUUGAUCGCUCUGAUACACUUAGAAGCUAAUAUGAUCUUGCCGAGUGACGAUGCUUCUUGCAUUUGAGCUUCAACCCCUCGUUUGGUUUUGCACUGAAAUCCAAGCAGCGCAAGUGGGAGCAGAAGCAGCAGCAGCAGCAGCGGUGCUCGUCCAAUGCAAAAGUGCUAAGGAUAGCUGCAGCCUACACACACACUGCGAGCCUGCUGCUGCUUCACUUACUCUGAUCACCACCGAGGGAGACAUUACUAUCAGCAAGGGGGCAGCGGGAAGCACAAUUACCCAUCAACAAUGUAAAUCUCACACAGGUUCAACAUGAAAGCAACGUCUAUCAGGUGAAAAGGUGAACUGCAGCACUAAAACAGGCAGAAUUGAGUGGAAACCUUGUGAUAACCACCAUCACCACCACCACCACCACUACUACAUCUAUCCUCUCCAUCAUCCCGCGACAUGGCUAAUGCUGAGGAAAUGGAGCAGGCAGGUCUGUCGGACUUGGAGAUCAUCUCCCAGCCGGUGGAGGAUGAGAACCAGUGCUUGGCUCCUCCAGUCCAGCUGGUGAGUUUUGGCUACAGAGAUCUGCCCCUCGCAGCUCUGGACCUCUCACUGGCUGGCUCGCAGCUCCUCUCCAACGCAGAUGAAGAUGAAAACAGGGAAGGCUCCACUCAAUCUCACCAGCAGUUGGAAACAUGGACGGCUAUAUAAACCUGCUCAACACACACUGGCAGCAGAAAGGAUGCAGAGAAAGAGGAGGAGAGGACAGAGAAAGAGGGGAAGAUUUACAGAGCAAGAAAAGAAAAAAAAGACAUUUUAUACUCCAUGUUUGUGUUCAAAAAAAUCUUGCAAUUUGACUAAAAUGAGUUUUAGGUUGUGAAAAACGUCAAUGUGAAAAUCCCACCAGUUUGAGAGGUGACCUUGUCCACUGUAUGCACUUGUCUACUAGUGACUUGGGCCAGGUGGUUCUGUCAGGCCGUCAGGGCCGAGUGGGUCAGAGAAACAUUUGCUACUGUUCUGUUGCUUUAAUAAGACUCAUUAAUAUACUGCAUGUGUCACCAGCAGUGUCUGACUGCGUCCCCUCUGGGCUAGGCUAGUUUUGGCAUGACAUGAAGUAAGGACACACACAUUCACUGAAUUUAGCCCAUUUGUCUUAUAUAUCAAAGCUAAGUCUUCCUACUUCCUACUUGUGAAUUCAGGCUCCUUAUUCAUAUGUGAGUGUGUGUGAUGUAUUGGCCUGUGUGGUGCAGUUAGCCUGUGACAAGACGGUGUAUGUUAUCGAUUCUGGGCAGAUUGUAACUCACUGGUUUAUUGCCUUGUUGACUUGUUUUAAUAUCCUCCGAUGAUAGAUCUGAUCCUGGUGAGGAUGCUGCCUUCGAUGCACCAUGAUCAAGAAAGAUAUGGAUUACAAUGGAUAUAGGGGGCAAUUGUACUGUUUUCCUAUUUACCUAAAGACAGACAAACUCAUGAAUGCCUUUUUCAAGGCUGUGUAGACUUUGAAGGCCAUGCUGUAUGGUGAGUUUAGUUCCAUUUAACAUGCGGAAAAUACACUUACAACAAGGGUUUAACACUUAACACAGCAUUAACAAUCUCUCUGACCAUAUACAAUCAUGUGGGACUGGUUCCUCAUGGCUGUAACUGAUGUGACCCCCCUUUUUUGUAUUUUUUGAGUGAAAUUAGUGUCUUUCCAUAUACACAGAUUAAAAUGUACAGUUUAUUUAGCAUCGAUAUUCAUCUCCAGGGUAUUUUAAAGGUGUGUAUAUCUGCAUUCCUCCUUAUUUCACAAUGCAUAUGUUAAUAUUCACACAGUAAUGAUCUGCUUUGGCUUCUUAUUAUUAUGAUCACCCAACCCUAAAGCUGUUUUGGAAACUAAACAUUCUACAGUUUCAAACUUACACA
Molecule: messenger RNA, 2218 nt
Organism: Thunnus maccoyii (southern bluefin tuna)
Lineage: Eukaryota; Metazoa; Chordata; Actinopteri; Scombriformes; Scombridae
Product: transmembrane protein 266-like
Exons: 4
Coding region: 779-1030 (83 amino acids)
Cellular component (GO): plasma membrane
Molecular function (GO): voltage-gated channel activity
Source: RefSeq, a predicted model, not a curated record